This is a messenger RNA of Prunus mume (Japanese apricot), 1620 nucleotides long. The record is from RefSeq and is a predicted model, not a curated record. Lineage: Eukaryota; Viridiplantae; Streptophyta; Magnoliopsida; Rosales; Rosaceae.
AUGAGAUUACAAUCAAAAGAAGUAUCAGAUGCAAAGAGUUCAAGAUCAACUGAUGUCAAAUGUGAUAUAUUUCUGACUGGAGCUACUGCAGCAGGAGGCACUUCAGGAUUAUCUUCGUCAGUGAAGAAGUCGGAAUCAAAAGGUACAAACCAACCACAUGAACAGGGGGGAAGAAAUUAUUCGUAUCCGCCCAAUUACGCCUCACUAAUUCUAUUGUUCAAGCUUAUGAUGAAGGCCAUGCUAAUUAUUCUGGGAAUUGGCAUUUGGAAGAUAAAGAAAAUCCAAGAAAGGAAAGAGCGACAUAUAUGGGCUAAUCAGGUCAUGAAUGAACUGGUUCAGCAUACUUCUUUAUACAAGUAUCAAAAUACUGGACAAAAUCCCCAUCAACCAAACAAAGAUAAAGAAGAAUGUGAUGUUCCUAAUCCUAUCUUGUUAGACCAAGCCCCGUCUUCAACAGCCGAUCAUGUACCAUCUAAAGGUGGAAAUAAAAAUGUUGAAACAAAUCUGUCGUCCUCAAACCAAAACAAGUAUCAGAUAGAGAGUGAUCAGAAUCAACCAGCACAUGAUUACAAACUUGGACUCAAAAACGGUAAAGAGAGGAAGGACAACAAACCCUUGGGAGAUAAGAAGAAUGGAAAUUGUGAAGCAGAUAAAAAGCAGACACCAAUAUUAAUUGCAGCAAAGAUGGGAGUGACAGAAAUGGUAGAAACAAUCCUAGACAAGUUCCCAGUGGCCAUCCAGGAUGUGGACUCUGAUAACAAGAAUGUUGUACUGUUAGCAGUUGAGAACAGGCAACCCCAUGUUUACAAUCUCCUGCGGAAGAGAAAGAUACUAAAAGAGAGCUUGUUACGUCAGUUGGACAACCAAGGUAACAGCGCUUUACAUCUUGCCGCUAGAUGUGGACAGUACCGGCCUUGGCUUAUUCCAGGUGCUGCAUUGCAAAUGCAAUGGGAAAUCAAGUGGUAUAAGUUUGUCAAAAGCUCAAUGCCACAUGGUUUCUUUGUUCGCUACAACAAAAAAGGCCAGACCCCAAAGGAGAUCUUCAUAACUUCUCACCAAAAUCUUAUAAAAGAAGGCAGCAAAUGGCUAACUAAAACCUCGGAGUCGUGCUCUGUGGUUGCAGCUCUCAUUGCAACGGUUGCAUUUGCAACAUCAGCAACUGUCCCAGGUGGACUUAAUCAGAAUACAGGUGAACCAAUUCUUAAAGACGAGUCAGCAUUCGGUGCCUUCACCAUCUCAUCACUGACUGCUCUCUGCUUCUCAGUAACUUCCCUGGUCUUCUUUCUUUCAAUUCUCACUUCUAGAUACGAAGAAAGAGAUUUUUCAAUGGAGUUGCCUCGGAAACUUUUGCUGGGUCUAACAUCACUCUUCGCAUCAAUAGCUUCCAUGUUAGUCUCAUUCUGCACAGGGCAUAUCUUUGUCCUCAAACAUCAACUGAGAUAUGUGGCAUAUCCAUUGUACGCAGCGACUUGCUUGCCGGUCACCUUUUUCGCUCUUGCACAGCUGCCCCUCUACUUUGAUCUCAUGAGGGCCAUCGUCAGAAAGGUACCACAGCGGAGCUAUAAGGUCUCUCCACACUAGUUCUUCAUCUGUUAUGGUAACUAGGUCUAAUGGGUUAUG